Messenger RNA from Cuscuta epithymum, 721 nucleotides. The record is from the annotation of a GenBank genome assembly. NCBI's taxonomy places the organism in Eukaryota, Viridiplantae, Streptophyta, Magnoliopsida, Solanales, Convolvulaceae.
AUUCAGUAUUACUCAUUUAUUUCCAUGAGAUUUCCUAGUCUUUCUCUAUGGGAGAUCUAACCGUUCUUUCGGUAAGGAGAAAUCACGAGGAUAUCUAAGGUCAAAGGUUAUUACCGCUAGGCUGGAAGAUUUAUGGCACCGAGGCAAAAGCACACUAGGGGUGGAGGUGCCGGCUCUAGCCGAGGCAACACCGGCCGGUACCAGCCCAAGUUCCCGCAACUGCGGGACGAACUGAAGCAUACAGAGCUACUGCAAAAGCCUAUGGGCACAUUUUACUACCCGGAUGAGGAUUCACUCACGGCAGCAGGAGUGAGGGAUGAAGUGAUGUUUUUAUUGAGACGAGGGUGGUGGCGACACCUAUUUUUUGGGAUCCGUGAUAUCACAUAUAUAGAGAUUACUUGUGAGGUGCUGGCCACGUUUAAGAUGCCGAAGACCAUUCCUAUUGAGGACAACACCCGGCCUCUCAUCCGGUUCAGAGCUUUUGAGGAGGACCAUGCCAUCUCCAUGGCUGGUAUGAUAUAUCACUUGGGCUUCACGGGGAUCGAGGACAGCGGCCAGCAUGAGGUCCCCUUGACAGACUUCCCACCCGGCGUUGACCGUCAGGCAUUCUGGGAGUCGAUCACGAGAGAUGGCGGGAUUUACACACCGAAGAAGUCCCCUAGCACCCUACUUUACCCCCGCCAGUACCGCAUAAUCCAUACCCUCCUUUCUUCCACUGUCA